AUGUCUGGGUUGACUCUCGGGGGAGGUUCUGGUGGCCGUGUGCGACCGACACAAGCCGCCGCCGCUGGCUUUCCCGCUACGCAUGAUUUCGCCGGCUUCGAUCGCUCGUCCUCCUCGAAAGCCCCCUCUUCCAGCCGCCAUCCCAACUUCGCUUCCCAUAAUUUUGCUACGCCGUCGCAGCUCUCUGACGAUUUCUCUCUCGAGUCACCGUCGGACUCGGCUCAGGCCCAUGACAGCCUGCUCGGAGACUCAUUAUUUCCGGAAUGGAGAGCUGAUACUCCGAAAGGGAUCGACAGUCCUGAUGAGAUGCAGAGGAGGGAUCCGUUAGCGACUCAGAUAUGGAAGCUUUAUUCUAGAACCAAAGCUCAGUUGCCCAACCAAGAGCGCAUGGAAAAUUUGACUUGGCGGAUGAUGGCUCUGAGUUUAAGGCGUCAGGAAAGGGAACGCGCCCAGCAACAGGCCCUGUUCUCCAGCCAGAACAGUCCUGUUCCGGCCAUGAGUGGUAUUGCUCAGCUCCGUCUCUCCGAUCGUGCCUCCAAUGCCCCGGCCCAUACUGCGGACACACUCCCCGAUCCUAUGAACCUUGACGAUUUCAUCAUUCCGUUUUCUCCUCCCGACCACCCCUCCCCUCCAACCACGAAACUCUCGGAGCCGACGCCUGGCGCUAUCCCUAUCAAGUCUCGCAGGGAUCAACCCGAGUCUGAGGCCACUCCCGUACCUGCAUCGUUCCCUCACCCCCCUCAGGACCAGCGGAGGGAUAGUGAGUUUGGUUACGUGCCGCGCAGAGUUCGCAAGACGAGCGUCGACGAGCGUCAGUUCUUCAACCUGCAGAUUCCUUCCCGCAAGCGGCCGGCAGAGUCAUCUCCUCACGUGCCACCCUUGUCUAACAAUCUGUUGGCUCAUGACCCGGAUUUUGCGCAUGCUGUGCCGGAGUAUACCUUGGACUCUUCGCACGGGUUUUCUCUGCAUAACCAAGUGAACAGUCAGAAUCUCGCUAGCGCUCACAACCACCACACUUCUCCGGGUAUGGCAUUUGCGCUAGAUAGCUUCAACCUCGGCGAUGAUCCCAUUCUUUCAUCUGCAGGGCCUUAUCAACAGCAAUUUGCCUUUCCGCCGAGCGAUUCGCCAAUGACUACUGGAAAUCCUUUUGCCAACCUCUACGCUCAAACUCCGAUCGCCUCGUCGCUGAACUCAACCGACUUCUUCUCUCCUCCACCUUCUGGAUACCAGUCGACUGCGUCGACUCCACAACCCGGUUACGAUGGCGAACACUCCAAGUACUUCGAUAUGCCUGCUGAUACACGGGCGCAGCGCAGAGUUCCCAACUAUGUUACUCAGCGGUCGUCAAAUCUUUCUGCGUCCCUGCAACCCCGAUAUAUGUAUAACCAGGGAAGUUCAUCCCAGGAUGUUUCACAUCAAACUGGGCAAAUGAGCAAUCAGUCGUUCUCGAUCCCCCAGCAUGUUGAUCCAAACCAGGUGUUGAAUCCGAAUGAUUUCAAUGGGAACAACUCUGCUAUGUUCACCUUUGGUGCAGACUCUGAUAACGAGGAUGAGGAUGACGGGGGCCAGUUCAGGAGCGGUGGAUUGGCGAUGCCCGCCGAGUUUGGCGACGAAACCAUCGGUGAUCUGAAUGGCAAUAUGCCGUGGGAUACAUCCUAUCCCAGUUCGUUCCAAUCGCUACCUGGUUUUACCCCCCAGCAUCGGAAGCACGUCACCAUCGGGUCGGCCGAUAUGAUAGACGCCCCCGGAGAGUGGAACCAGAGUGGGAGCUUGGGGCGAACUCAUGGAUCGGUUGCGUCCGUCAGUGAGGUUCGCAAUCGGGAUCAAGAUCCACGAAGACAAAAGAUUGCUCGCACAACAUCCACUCCGAACACGGCCCAGCUGCUACGCCAGAGCAUGGCAUCGCCGCAGACCUCGCAUACCUCCCCCAACACUCCACCCGAGUCGGGUCUGAGCAGUGCUGCGCCAUCCCGCCCGGCUAGUCCAGGUGGGACCAAGAAUGGUGAGCAGAGCGGUCCAACCACAUGUACCAACUGUUUCACGCAGACUACGCCACUCUGGCGGCGUAACCCAGAAGGCCAACCAUUGUGCAAUGCAUGUGGUCUGUUCCUCAAACUGCAUGGCGUGGUACGACCACUAUCGCUUAAGACCGAUGUAAUCAAGAAACGUAACCGCAACAGUGCCAAUACCAUUGCUGUUGGGUCCUCGCGGGUAUCCAAGAAAUCUUCACGCAAGAACUCGGUUCAACAAGCGCCUCAAUCCUUGCCAAUCUCCAGUCGAGCUCAAAGCAACACCGCAUCCGAGUCUCCUCCCGCAAUGCCGGGUAAUUCAUCCAGUCGAGGGCCCGGAGUCGUUCCUAUUGCGGCUGCGCCGCCUAAAUCUAACCCAACAACUACGUCUCCAGGCACACCUAAUGCUCGCCCGGCGGUCCAAGUGGCGCCAAAACGCCAGCGUCGCUUGGAGAGAGCUUCCGAAGCUGAUGCAGCUGAUGAUGCCAGUCGACCGAGCAACUCAUCUGGUGGAAGAUCCAAGGUUGUUCCGCUGGCUCCGGCCAUGCCUCCAGCAGCAGUUAACCCGGCCAACCACAGCAUUGCUGCCGGUCAAGGAGCCAGCCAAGAGUGGGAGUGGUUGACUAUGAGUUUGUAG
This is a messenger RNA of Aspergillus versicolor CBS 583.65, 2646 nucleotides long. RefSeq lists its product as uncharacterized. Gene Ontology annotation, cellular component: nucleus. Gene Ontology annotation, biological process: positive regulation of transcription by RNA polymerase II; nitrate assimilation; negative regulation of transcription by RNA polymerase II. The transcript is spliced from 2 exons. NCBI's taxonomy places the organism in Eukaryota, Fungi, Ascomycota, Eurotiomycetes, Eurotiales, Aspergillaceae. Gene Ontology annotation, molecular function: zinc ion binding; DNA-binding transcription factor activity, RNA polymerase II-specific; RNA polymerase II cis-regulatory region sequence-specific DNA binding. The coding region runs from base 1 to 2646 and encodes 881 amino acids. The record is from RefSeq and is a predicted model, not a curated record.